UAUGAGGCAUUGCAGGUGCUACUCUAAUCUGUGGGUUAAGGUAAUUAUUAUUUUUGUCACUGCUGAGCUUCCAUACAGACAGGAACGCCCAGCGAGCCUUCCGGAGGGAGAGGGAAACAUCUGGAGCAGUGUUGAGUCUGAGUGUUCUGUUGGCUGUCAGGAGAUUCCAGGUGAUUCAGCAGCAUGUUGUCCUUAGCUGCACACUCGCUUCGCCUGGGGACCUUCGGUUGCCAAGGAGGCAGGCGAUCCAUAGCAACGAUCAUCUCUGGAAACGAGACGUCCAAGUUGGUGAGGGAGAGGCUGAAGAAGGAGGUGGAGAAGAUGAAGAGUCAGUUCUCCGGGUUCAGACCCAGUCUGGUGGUUCUACAGGUGGGAGACAGAGACGACUCCAACCUCUACAUCAGCACUAAACUGAAGGCUGCAGCAGAGAUUGGAAUUGAUGCCAAACAUGUGCGGCUGCCGAACAGAGUGACUCAGGAGGAGGUGCUGCGGAGCAUCAUGUCCGUCAAUGAGAACCCGUCAGUCCACGGCCUGAUCGUCCAGCUGCCUCUGGACUCCAUCAACCGCAUCAACACCGAACUCGUAACUAACGCGGUCUCUCCAGAGAAGGACGUAGAUGGUCUGAGUUGUAUUAACGCAGGGAAGCUGUCUCGGGGUGAUCUUAACGACUGUUUUAUCCCCUGCACCCCCAACGGCUGCAUGGAGCUCAUCAGACAGACAGGCGUGUCCGUGGUUGGGAAGCACGCCGUGGUCAUCGGUCGCAGUAAGAUCGUUGGAGCUCCGAUGCACGACCUGCUGCUGUGGAGCCACGCCACUGUGACCACCUGUCACUCAAAGACAGUUGACCUACCUGUGCAGGUGGGCCGGGCUGACAUCCUGGUGGUGGGGGCAGGCAGAGCAGAGAUGGUGCUUGGAGAGUGGGUGAAAGAGGGAGCCGUGGUCAUCGACUGUGGAAUCAAUCACAUCCCAGAUGAGACGAAGGCGAGCGGCAAACGGCUGGUCGGAGACGUUCACUACACCUCAGCCAAUCAGAGAGCGGGAUUCAUCACGCCUGUUCCAGGAGGGGUGGGACCAAUGACGGUAGCCAUGCUGAUGGAGAACACCGUACAGAGCGCUCAGCGGUUCCUGCUGAGGAAUCAGUCUCUCAGGUGAAACACCAAACAGGGUGAACAGAGUCCACAGAUUUCUGGAAGUCUUCCUGAUUCCAUGCGGUGAUUUCCAGUCUGGGUUCAUGUCUGGUUUUAAUGGACUGCUGCCUGAGGACCCCAAAAUCACCAGCAUCCAGUUUGGAGCUUUGGACUUGUCCCUAGCACACAGAGAUUCCUCCUGUUCUCUGAAUUAUGAUGAUUUUAUACACUGUAGAUGCUGGAAUUUUCAAAGUUUUUAACAAUUUUUCAUUGAGGGACAUUUUUUCUGCAAUUUUUAGACCCAGUUUGUCUCAGAUUGGUGAAACUGUCCAUCUGUCCAUCUGAGAGACUCUGCCUCUCUGAAAUGCACCUUAUACCCAGUCAUGUUUCUGACAUGUUCUCAGUUAACCUAAUUAGUUGUCAGAUGCUCCUCCAGUUGUUUUCUUGUGCUGGUUACUUUUCCAGCCUUUUGUUGCUCUUGUUCCAACUUUUUACAUAAAUGUUUGUGCCAUCAGAUUUUC
This is a messenger RNA of Melanotaenia boesemani (Boeseman's rainbowfish), 1648 nucleotides long. It is a transcript of the gene mthfd1a, whose product is annotated as methylenetetrahydrofolate dehydrogenase (NADP+ dependent) 1a, methenyltetrahydrofolate cyclohydrolase, formyltetrahydrofolate synthetase. NCBI's taxonomy places the organism in Eukaryota, Metazoa, Chordata, Actinopteri, Atheriniformes, Melanotaeniidae. Gene Ontology annotation, cellular component: cytosol. Gene Ontology annotation, biological process: tetrahydrofolate interconversion. The transcript is spliced from 12 exons. The coding region runs from base 184 to 1152 and encodes 322 amino acids. The record is from RefSeq and is a predicted model, not a curated record. Gene Ontology annotation, molecular function: methenyltetrahydrofolate cyclohydrolase activity; methylenetetrahydrofolate dehydrogenase (NADP+) activity.